AUGUCCAAGGAUUCAAACUCCAAACUCUAUUGCUUCCCGGUGCAAGAGGACCAGGAUGAAACCUCAGGGUGCAGAGCAUCCACCUCCAGCUGUGCCUCCGGCUGCAGCUCCAUGGCACAGCUGCAUUGGGUGGGAGGCUACAGCCAAGCUGGGCCUGACCUUGGCCUGCCCUCAGAGGGCAGCGACAGCAGUGGUCAGGGUCCUGCUGGCUCGACACACAGCAUGCACAAGAACACGCGCUCUCGCCUUCUCCCCGAGGAGGAUGUGGAAAUGAAGAGCAGCAGAUCCAGUGGAAGUGGGACUGAAUCGCAUGGCAAUGAGAGUCAUGGGAACGAGAGUCAUGAUCAUGACUCAGUGGGCAGCUCCAACAGCAACAGCAAGGACUCGGCACUGCUGGAAUCUUCUGAGAGCAACAAAAGUUCAAACUCCCACAGUCCGUCUCCACCGAGCAGCUCAAACGCCUACAGUCUGCUGAGCUCAGAGCAGGACAACCCUUCGACCAGCGGCUGCAGUAGUGAGGAGUCUGCAAAAGCUAAAAAUCAAAAGGAGGUGAUUAAAACUCUGAAAGAGCUGAAGCUUCACGUGCCAGCUGACAAGAAACACAAGUCCACCACACUGAACACCCUCAAGUAUGCCCUCCGCUGCGUCAAACAGGUUGAAGCCAAUGAGGAGUAUUACCAGCUGCUGAUGAGCAAUGACAGUCAGCUGUCAGGCCUGGACGCUUCUUCUUAUACAAUAGAGGAAAUAGACAGCAUCACUUCUGAAUACACCCUCAGAAACAAUGAUAUUUUUGCAGUAGCCGUAUCUUUGAUCACCGGACGGAUCAUCUACAUUUCCGACCAGGCUGCCUCCAUCCUCAGCUGCAAACGAGAGGUGUUCCACGACUCUAAGUUUGUGGAGUUUCUGAUACCGCAGGAUAUCAGCGUGUUCUACAGCUUCACAACACCUUACCGCCUGCCCUCUUGGAGCAUGUGCACAGGAGCAGAGUCAUCUCCCUCCGACUGCUUGCAGGAAAAGUCCUUUUUCUGUCGUAUCGGCGGUGGUAAAGAGUGUGAGGGUGAGCUGCGGUAUUAUCCUUUCCGUAUGACACCUUACCUGAUGAAGGUCCAAGACACAGCUCAUGCAGAAGACCAGUUCUGCUGCCUCCUGCUGGCUGAAAGAGUUCACUCCGGAUAUGAUGCCCCCAGAAUUCCAACAGACAAACGCGUUUUCACCACCACGCACACGCCGAGCUGUGUGUUUCAGGACGUAGAUGAGAGGGCGGUUCCUCUCCUCGGAUAUCUGCCCCAGGAUCUUAUCGGAACCUCCGUCCUUCUCCACUUGCAUCCCAAUGACCGCCAGGUCAUGCUGGCCAUUCACAGAAAGAUCCUUCAGUUUGCAGGGCAGCCGUUUGACCACUCAUCCAUCCGCUUCUGUGCACAAAACGGAGAAUACAUCAUCCUAGACACCAGCUGGUCCAGUUUUGUGAACCCCUGGAGCCGAAAGGUCUCAUUUGUUAUCGGGAGGCACAAAGUCCGCAUGGGACCUAUGAAUGAAGAUAUUUUCCUGCCCCCCGUCUCAUCUGUUGGCCAAAUGAAGACCAUGGACUCUGACAUCCAGGAGAUAUCUGAGCAGAUCCAUCGGCUCCUGCUACAGCCGGUUCAUAACAGUGGGUCCAGUGGCUACAGUAGCCUGAACAGCAAUGACCACCUGCAGGGAAUGACCUCCUCCAGUGAGAGUCUGAACAAUGGCAACGGGAGCAGCAUGCAGCAGGAAGGAGGGGAGCCGAAGGGCAAAAGCAGGCCUCGAACGUUUCAGGAAAUCUGUAAGGGAAUUCAUCUUCAGAAGAGCCAGGAGCAGAUCAUCAAAUCAGAAAACAAAGAAAGCAGUGUAGCGUCUGUACAGAACAGCCAAGCUGUGGUGCGACCCAAAGACUCAGCCCAUCUAAACUGGAAGGAGACAUCUGUGGAGGAGAGGAGAGCUUCUUCCCAGCAAGAGCUGUCCCUUAACGAUCAGACUGUUUACUCCUACCAGCAAACCAGCUGUCUGGACAGCGUUAUCAGGUACUUGGAAAGCUAUACCGUUCCUGUUAUCAUGAAGAGAAAAUGCCGUUCUUCCUCCAACACCACCUCUUCUAACUCAGAUGAGGACAAACAGAAAGACUCCUUGCAGGUUUCUGAAGAACCAGCCUUAUUGAAGGAUCAGUCUGGUCUCUCUGCUUUGGAUGACGCUGAAAAAAAGUCCGGUGAUGCGCCCAUGGCGGUAGCGGGCACUUCGAUGCCCCUACCUGUUCCAAACAAACCAGAAAGUGUGGUGUCCAUCACCAGCCAGUGUAGCUACAGUAGCACUAAAGUGCAUGUUGGGGACAAGAAACCUCAACCAGAGUCAGAGACCACAGAGGACGUGGCAGGAGCAGCAGAAUCCAUCCAGAACCUCGGCGCUCCUCCUCGAGCUGUUUCACCACCCAGUCAGGAGAGGGAGCCCUACAGGAAGCUGGGUUUGACUAAGGAAGUGUUGGCAGCUCAUACUCAGAAGGAGGAGCAGGCCUUUCUGUAUCGCAUCAAAGAGCUUCGAGGACUCGCCGCCCUCCAAGCGAACUGCUCUCACACUCCGGAUCACCACAGAGACGAGAUCAUCACUGAUGCUGCACGUGCCGCUCCUCCCUGCAAACAGGAAGAGCCGAGCACAGAGCCGAGCACAGAGCCAACCGCGCGCCGAGGAUCCCGGACCAGGAAGACCAAGUCAAAAAGAGCAAAGCUCAGCUCUUCUGCUGCGUCUCAUCACAGACAUCAGCCUCCUCAGUCGAACCACGGACUCCAGCAGACCCUGUGGCCUCCCUCUGAUGCCUCACAGUGCACUUUCCCCGUGCUGUAUCCUGUUGUGCUGCCAGGCUACCCCCUGCAGGCUCACCCCAGAACAGACUCCACGUCUCCCCACGCAGAAGCCACUCCACAAAUUUUUACAGAUAACCAUGGUGCCCAAGCUCCUCCUUGUUCCCCUUCCUUUCUUUCUGCUCCUUACACCUCUCAUAUGGUCACCCCUGUUGUGGCUUUAGUCCUCCCCAAUUAUUUAUAUCCUCUAAUGGGCCCCGGACAUCCACCACCACCAUCAGUGCCAGUUGAUCAGGUAGAGACAGGGGGCAACCCCACCCAAAUGCAGACUUUUGAUCCAGGACAAGGCACUUUCAUGUCUCCGCCUGCCUUUAGUGGUCCGAGUCCGUUCAACACUCAGAACUAUUUAACUCCUCUAACAAGCUGCCUGUCUCCACCAUUCUGCUUCCCGGCUCCACCUGAAACCCCGAAGCCCCAGUUGGAGAGCCUCUCUCGCUCCUCCACGCCACAGUCCAGUGAAAGUGGAGGCCAGACGUCCCCACCCUUGUUUCACUCUCGCUGCAGCUCACCCCUCAAUCUGCUGGAGCUCGAGCUGUCUGUGGACAGACAGGACAACCUGGCGCUCUCUUCAGGAGGACAAGGACAUAGCAUGGCUGAGAGGGAGAAAGGAGCAAGUGGCGUCCAGGCCAAGGAAAGAGAACUUAAACAGCCCUCUCUCAGUCUCCUUGGUCCACCAGGACCCUUGUAUUUCGAGCCCACAUCGUUUGUCUGUGAGGGUUUGUCUUGGGAUAAAGUGUGGGCUAGGCUGGUGGCUUGCAGCAAAGAGAGGAGUUCACACGAUGAAACCAACAACAGCGACGCCAACUCUACAUCCAGCGACAUGUUGGACAUCCUUCUUCAAGAGGACUCCUGUUCGGGCACUGGCUCAGCCACCUCUGGGUCCAUGGGCUCGGGGUCCAAUGGCUGUGGGACUUCGGCCAGCGGGAUGUCUAAGAGCAGGACGUCAGCUAGUCCAGCAUCAGGCAGCUUUGCAGGAAGCAACAACAGCAGUAAAUACUUCGGCAGCGUGGACUCGUCACAGAGCAGCCAGAAGGUCAAAGGUCACCUGAGAGGCGGCGAGGGAGGGUCCGAGGAGACGGAGCAGAGUGGACGGGUCAUAAAGUGUGUGCUGCAGGACUCGAUGUGGCUGCUCACGGCCAAGGCCGAUGAGAAGGUCAUGAUGACCUACGAGCUGCCAUCGCGUGACAUCCAGAGCGUGCUCAGAGAGGACAGUGAGAAGAUGCUUCUGCUGCAGCACUGCCAGCCUCGCUUUUCAGAAGUCCAGAAGAAGGAGCUGAGCGAGGUGCACCCCUGGAUCAAACUGGGGGGGCUACCCAAAGCCAUGGAUGUCCAGGGAUGCUCCUGGUGUGACAGCACCUUAGAGACAGCAGGAGGAGGAGCAGAGGAUCAGCCUGACUUGGACCUCAGUGAUGCAGAGACAGGAGAAAGAAGAGACAGAGAGGAAACUCUGCUCUCAUCUCCUGCCACGGUUCUUGUCUAAGCUUCAGCAGCCAAUAGGA
This is a messenger RNA of Nematolebias whitei (Rio pearlfish), 4369 nucleotides long. It is a transcript of the gene per2, whose product is annotated as period circadian clock 2. Gene Ontology annotation, biological process: negative regulation of transcription by RNA polymerase II; circadian regulation of gene expression; entrainment of circadian clock by photoperiod. The transcript is spliced from 23 exons. Bases 1 to 4350 code for a protein of 1449 amino acids. Gene Ontology annotation, molecular function: transcription corepressor binding; transcription cis-regulatory region binding. The record is from RefSeq and is a predicted model, not a curated record. Lineage: Eukaryota; Metazoa; Chordata; Actinopteri; Cyprinodontiformes; Rivulidae. Gene Ontology annotation, cellular component: cytoplasm; nucleus.